AUGGAUGCGAUAUGCGUCACCCCAACGGUCAAUCGGAAAGACCUCCUCCAGCACGUCAACAAGCCCAAUAUUUCUCGGGUAUUGUACGACGUGGAAGAGCAUCCGACUCGAACCCCUUUAAUGCAAACUCUGCAGUCUGAGUACUCCAGGAUGGACAUUGCCCACGAUCCAAGUAUUGCAAAGAUUCGAGAAUCUAUUGAUAAGAGCGAUAAUACCGGAUCUGAGAUAUUAAGUUUAUUGAUGAAACACGGGACCUUCUCUCAGAAGCAGCUCAAGUCAUUAUGGAACAAAAGCAAGGACAUUCUUGCUGAACUGGGACCUUGGGCCGCCGACAAGUACAUCUCCGAGUUGGUCAAUCUAUUUCUGGAGAGGGUCGACUCGCCAACAACAUACAGCGAUGGCUGGAACAACGAGGACAGAACCUACCUCGCAGGGCAUUUGAGACAGGUCGCUGCCAGUCCCCAUCAGCCCAAACUACCGGCCGGACACAACUUGGCCGAUAAGACGAACAAACUGAUUCAGGAACUCCUUACAGCAGAUGAGGACGUGGUGGGUAUCAUAUUCGUCAGAUCAAGGGCUGCCGCCAAUGUCCUUUGUGCUCUAUUAAAAGAGCACCCCGAGAUUCGGAAUCGUUAUCGCGUCGGCUCUAUAGUAGGAUCUGCAACUUCAAAGAUUCAAAAGCAGAAUAUCUAUGAAUAUCCUUACAGUUCCAGUACCGAGAUAUUACAGGACUUUAGAUCAGGCGCCAUCAAUCUUCUGGUUUCGACGAGUGUCCUUGAAGAGGGCAUAGACGUCGCUGCAUGUAACCUCGUCGUCUGUUUCGACGAGAUAGCCACCCUCAAGUCCUAUAUUCAACGCCGUGGACGAGCCCGCAAACGAAAGUCAAGGAUGAUUGUACUUGCGAGAUCUACAUCUGACAUGCGGGAAUGGGAUUCCCUGGAGAGUGAGAUGAAGAGUCGUUAUGGGCGGGAAAGAGAAGAGUUGGACAGAUUGGAGAUAGAGGCUCGCACUGAAGCAACGAGUUCCAUUUCGUAUACUGUACCAAACUCAGGAGCUAGAUUGGAUCUUGGGAACUCUCGCCAGCACCUCGAACAUUUCUGCAACAAGGUCUUUCAGCGCGAUUACGUGGACCAAAGGCCUGUGUACGUUUUCCACAAGACAGAACUGGGGACGGCACUUCCAACUUUCAGUGCCACAGUCACUCUUCCGUCCGCUCUGCCUCGGCACCUCCGUAGGUGCCAGGGCGGAGGCGGAUGGAGAUCUGAAAAGAAUGCUAUGAAAGAGGCAGCUUUUCGUGCAUUUGUCGCGCUGUACCAAGAAGGCUUGGUUAGCGACCACCUCCUUCCCCUGAAUGCAGACUCAAAAGAAGAAGAAGAAGAAGAGACGCAACUGACUGAGCCCGAACUUCUAUUCAACCCGUGGCAAGACGUUGUGCAAAAGUGGCAGACAGCCGCCGACAAAUGGCUCUAUGCUUACGAGUUCUUCGACCACGAGUACGUUACUCCUCUUCGUUUCGAGAUUGCCCUACCUGUAGACCUUCCGCGACCCCGCGACAUCACUGCCCAUCCAGAAGUGGGAAUUACGUGGCAUGUCAAAUGCACCUCAGUCAGGAAAAUCUCAAACAAAGAAUGCUCGGGCUUACCGGAUCAUACAUCCACCCUAUUGGCGAUGCAUUUUGGUCACCGCUGGAACGUGGAAGAUCGAGAUCAUGUGAUCAAGUUAAUUUACGAGACCAAGGGUCUCUCCCGGGACCGAAUUGGAUCUGUACCCUUCAGCGAAGGUAUCGAUGCUAUCCUGGAAAAAAGAGUCCUAGUUCGGGACCCUAGAAAGACUCCCUUCCACUACGUCAAAACAAUACCUUCAAAGCCCCCGAGGGAGCAAGUUCAGCACCCGUUCAACGAGUACGAAGAUGCGCCAGAAGAAACGUACCUAGUUGUAGAGCAAUGGACGCGCAGAUCGGAUCUAUUGCAUGAAUUGAGACCUGGGCAGAGUGGAAGCUCCUGUACCAAACCCUACCGCUGGGUUCUCCCCAUUUCCAGGGCGACUGUGGACGAGAUUCCCCGCCGUGCCGUUAAGUGCGCUAUGCUUAUUCCUUGCAUCAUUCAUGAAUUGGAGGUUCAGCUCAUUGCAUCGGAACUAUCCUCGACACUUUUAGCGCCAGUUGGCAUUGCAGAUUUGCAGUUGGUGAUCGAAGCCAUCAGCUCACGCAGCGCCGCAGAGCCUGUCGACUAUGAACGUCUUGAAUUCUUGGGCGACUCGGUUUUGAAGUUUUGCACGGUUACUCAAGUCUACUCAGAGCACCCCUUUUGGCCCGAAGGCCUACUGAACCAUUUCAAAGAUCGACUAGUCUCCAACACCCGAUUGGCUCGCAUGUGCCUCGAGACAGGCCUAUCCAAGUUCAUCCUUGCCAAGACAUUCACCGGCGUAAAGUGGCGACCAUUAUAUAGAGACGACUUUCUGGACGUGAAGCCAGUCGAUGGCACAUCGAGGUUUAUUGGCCCGAAGACCCUUGCUGAUGUGGUCGAGGCACUUGUUGGAGCCUCUUACCAGGAUGGAGGCAUGCACAAAUCUCUGAAAUGCAUCAAAGUCUUCUUGGGCUCCAAGUGCAACUGGCAUGAUGACGGAGUUGCCAGAGACAUACUAUUCCGAGCAGCACCCAGCGAUAUGCAGUUACCACCCGCGAUGGAGCCUUUAGAAGAGCUAAUCGGGUAUACAUUUAAGAAGAAGUCUCUACUCGUUGAGGCUAUGACUCACGGGUCUUAUGUAGCUGAUGGGCAGCAGCGAUCUUAUGAACAACUCGAGUUUCUUGGGGAUGCGGUUCUUGACUAUAUUAUCGUAACACGGAUGUUCCGAUUCGACCCACCAGUAUCCAAUGGACGCUUGCACAUGAUCAAGACCGCCAUGGCCAACGCCGAGUUUCUUGCUUUUACAAACAUGCAACAUGGAUUGCGACGGCCUGAAAUUGAAUUUAAGGAUGGAGAACCGGUGUCUACCGAAGUCUCACUGCCAAUCUGGAAAUUCAUGCGCCACGGCUCUCCAGAGAUGGGCAGAGUGAUGAAUGAGACACAGGCCCGAUUUGAAAGUCUUCGAGAUGAAAUCAAUGCGGCUAGGACCAAUGGUACACACUACCCCUGGACACUGCUCGCACGUCUUCAUCCCAAGAAAUUCUACUCUGAUCUUUUUGAGGCCAUUCUGGGUGCUAUUUGGGUUGAUUCAGGAAACAUCGAAACAUGCGCAGCCUUCCUUCACAAGUUCGGCAUCUUACCGUAUCUCGACCGAAUUCUCCGCGAGGAUGUUCAUGUUCAACACCCGAAAGAAGAACUCGGAAAACUAGCAGCCGACCAGAAAAUUGUCUAUGACUAUACUCCGGUUGACGGGUCUAUUAAAGAGUACCUCUGCACGGUCAAUGUUGGAGAUCGUGUCGUGGGAGUCGUGUCAGGGGCACUCAAUAAGCUUGAAGCCAUGACCAAGGCUGCCGAAGAGGGCGUAAACCUUUUGAACGCGGAGCAGAGACGUGCAGAACAAGCGGCACAGGAUGAGGCGGCGCGACCCCUUGUUGCCAUGGACCUCUCUUAG
This is a messenger RNA of Fusarium poae, 3576 nucleotides long. RefSeq lists its product as uncharacterized. The record is from RefSeq and is a predicted model, not a curated record. Gene Ontology annotation, molecular function: RNA binding; ribonuclease III activity. The coding region runs from base 1 to 3576 and encodes 1191 amino acids. Gene Ontology annotation, biological process: siRNA processing. Lineage: Eukaryota; Fungi; Ascomycota; Sordariomycetes; Hypocreales; Nectriaceae. Gene Ontology annotation, cellular component: cytoplasm; nucleus; RISC complex. The transcript is spliced from 2 exons.